GCGUGCUUUUGAACGCAGGUUUUUAGUCAGGGCUAGACAGAACAAGCAAAACCUUGGGAAGAUUCAGGAAGACCCGACCGGAAAUCAUGGUAUCCAUAGAGACGCUAUCGGAAGUUGGGGUUGCUAGGAGGCCUGAGCGCGUCGGCCAAUGUGCGUCAUGGCUGAAGUCCCAGAAUAUUACGAUUCAGGCUCGGAUGAAGGAGACCUGGAGUAUGAGGACCUCAAACUGCCUAGGUCACUUAAAAUGGCUCAAGAUGGCGAAGUUGACACCACGGCAGAAGUAGGCCUGGAGCUACAGAUUGACCAGGAGCCACAACCAGAGGCGGAGGAAGAGGACCUCAAAUUGGGGGCGCCAGAGAAUGUAUACCUACACCUAAAACCGACCAGCAUGUCUGAGGAAGAGAUUCCCAGGGAGUCAGAGAUAGACCUUUCUAGCAAGACUGAACCAGGGAUGUCCCGGGAGGCACAGUCAGAAACACUCAGAGAGAUGGAAGAGCUCUUCCAGGAUUUGGAUGUCCUUAUGCAUGAUAAGGAAGAACCAGGCUUAGAGUCACCAGAGGAGGCCAAACUAGAUCUUAGAGAGGAUGUACUCAUAGAGUUGGCUGAGGAAACAGAUCUGGAGCUACCAAAGGAGACCAAAGGGGCCUCAAUUAGUGAGACUAAUUUAGAGUUACCAGAAGAGACCAAAUUGGAAGUUCUGGAGGGUUCACUUAGACCACAAUAUGAAGAAACAGGUCUAGAAACUUCAGAGCAGAGCAAACCUGAAUUUCCGAGUGAGAAACCAAGAAAAUCAAUUGAAGAGGCAGAUCUACAACUGCCAGAAGUGACCACACCAGAGAUUCCAAAGGAAGCACAGAGAGAGUCACCUAGGGAGCAAAGGACCGAACCAUCUGAGCAGGCGAAACCAGAGUUGCCAGGAGGGAAACCAAGAGAAACUGAAGAGUCAGGUCUGGAGCCCACAGAAGAGACUAAAACCGAGGCUCCACAGGAAAUACAAAGAAAAGCAACUGAGGAGAAAGAGACAGACCCACCUCAACAGACUAAAGCAGAGUUUCCAAAGGAGAAACCAAGAAAUUCUACUGAGGAGGCAGGUCCACAGCCCCCAGAAGAGACUAAAUCAGAGAUUCCAGAGGAGGACGGAAGAAAAUCAACUGAGGAGAAACAGACAGAACCACCUCAGCAAACUAAAUCAAAGUUUCUAGACCAGAAACCAACUAAGUCUAGUGAAGAGACACAAAGGAAAUCAACUGAGGAGAAAGUUCUAGAGCCACUAGAAGUGACCAAAUCAGAAUUUCCUGAGGAAAAAUCAAGAAAAUCAAUCAAGGAAACAGGUCUAGAGCCAUCGGGAAAGACAAAACCAGAAGUUCAAGAAGAGAUACUGAGAGAAUCAACUGUGAAGAAAGUUUUAGAACCACUAGAGGACACUAAAUCAUCAGGUCAAAAUGAUAAGCAGAGAAAAUCUACUGAGGAGAUAGGACUAGCACCACCACAGAAGAUCAAAUCAGAGGAGACAGUAAGAGAGUCAACAGAGAAGAAAGGUCUAGAGCCACCAGAACAGACUAAACCAAAGUUUCCAAAGGAAGAACCAAGAAAAUCAACUGAGGAAACAGGUCAAGUGCUGCCACAGAAGACCAAACCAGAGGUUCAAGAGAAGACACAAACAGAGGAAGCUACAGAGAAAGAUCUAGAGUUACCUGAUAAAGCCAAACUACCACUAAGAAAAGAGACACAUGUAGAAUUUUCCAAGGAAGAUUGGCCAGAACUAGUUAAAUUUAAGCAGUCUGUAGACAAGGAUCAGCUAGAGUACUCUGACUAUCAAACAAGAACGUGGUCGGUAAAAGAAACCAAGAAAGCUAAAAGAGACUCUAUGUUUGGGUCUCCCACAAUAAGUGAAAUAGACUCAAUAAGUACAAGUUAUGAGUUCUCCAAAGAACAUAAUGGACUGUUUGAGAUUACUGAUACCAGUAGUGACUUCUAUGCAUAUGUCUCAGAUUAUCAGAGGGAUUUGGGGGAGCCUUUUGGUGAAAUAGUUGAAGAUUUGUCCCCAGAGUUGAAGGAACUGGCACACAAAGAUGAAGAAACCUCGCCAAAAGAAAGUAUAGAGCUACAAUUUGAGUAUCUUAAAUGGAGCCCAGAGAAAGUUGCAGAGUGGAUUAGCAAGCUAGGCUUUCCUCAGUACAAGGAGUGUUUUACCACAAACUUCAUCAGUGGCCGAAAACUCAUUCAUGUAAACUGCUCAAACCUCCCUCAGAUGGGGAUAACAGAUUUUGAGGACAUGAAGGUAAUUUCUCGGCAUACACGGGAGCUACUGGGAAUUGAAGAGCCAUUAUUCAGACGCACCAUCACCCUUCCCUACAGGGACAAUAUAGGCUUAUUUUUAGAGCAAAAAGGUCAUACUGGGGUAAAAUCUGAUUCCUUGACCUUAUCUGAAUUUGUGCAAGCAGCAGGAUUACAGGACUAUGCUCCAAAAGUAACUGCCCCUGAAAAGAAUGAAGCAUUGUAUUACACUGAACCGUAGGGAAGAGCCAUUUCACUUACCUGAAAGAUCAAACUAAACUACUUGGGGGAAGAAGUAUGGUCUUUUGGGUUCUCUUUUUAUCUUCUUCAUUAAGGAUCAGAGUUAGAACUCCUGGCUCCACCCCUAGUUCUGUCAGCACCUCGCAGCACCUUCCUUUUAUUUGGGUUUCAAUUUAGCUCCGUGUUUAAACAAAGAUCAAUAUUUCUCUUUCUGGGUAAUUAUAAGGAUUCCUGAUAAAUUUCAGUAAUGUAUCUGGUAUAGGAACAUGUUAGGGAAAUGGAAUUAAAAGUAAAAUCUCCUGCCAACCUAAUCUUCUCGACAAAUGCAGAAAAAGAAACAGUUGUAUUAUUGAAUCAGCAUUAAAUCAGUCAGUGAUGUAUAUCACAAGCAAGCUGCUAAAGAAGACUGCAAAGUCGAGAUCUCACCCUUUUAUAUAGCCAGCCAGACAGAAUCCAUUACUUACAUGUUAAUUGUCUGUAUCCAAAAGAAAAAGAAAACUUCUCAUAUCUUUAUGACAAACAUGAAGUUACUAUUGGAGCCAGGCACUUAGGCCCAAGAGAUAAGGUGCCAUCCUCCUUAAUGCUCACAUUUCAAAGAGAUGGCCCCAAAGCCCCCCAGACAGUCUUGGGAUGUAAAACUGGUAGGUGACUUACUCAACUUUUUAGAGGAUUUAUGUACAUGUCAAAAACAGAAAAAUGAUUUAAAUUACAUGUUUUGUAAAGGAAAUGUUGUAAGGAAAGUGAGGAGGGGAGUUCUUUCAUUUUUUGCAUCAGAGAAAAAAAUUUUAAAAUUUUUUAAAAUUUAUAUUUAUCCUUACAACAUGGCUUAUAGGAGUACCACUGGACUAUGGAAUACGGACUGGAGUUUGUUUACCAGGCUCUUUUAUGUGGUACUUUCCAGACCUUUAUAAAAUAAAAUUCAGGGUGUGCCUGGCUGGCUCAGUCAGUAGAGAAUGCAACUCUUGAUCUCAGGGUUAUGAGUUUGAGCCCCACAUUGGGGGUAAGGUUUACAGAAAGGAAGGAAAGGAAAGGGAAGGA
Messenger RNA from Acinonyx jubatus (cheetah), 3555 nucleotides. RefSeq names its product sterile alpha motif domain containing 15 (gene SAMD15). The transcript has 3 exons. Gene Ontology annotation, molecular function: protein binding. The record is from RefSeq and is a predicted model, not a curated record. Lineage: Eukaryota; Metazoa; Chordata; Mammalia; Carnivora; Felidae. Bases 149 to 2518 code for a protein of 789 amino acids.